CCGUUGCCCAGUAAACAUAAUAUUACAACAGCUCUGUGUUAUUUUACGAAAUAAAAAUAUAAAUAGUUUCAGAUUGAUAAUAUUUUUGCUUGAAAUUAGUGUAAAACAUCUUAAUAUGUGAAGUGUAUAUAUAAAACCAACAAAAUAAAUCAACAAUAAGCUUUAAACUGUGAUUUACAAAAGUGACUAUGUUUUGUGCAAAACAUCAUUUUAGGUUCUAAAAGUCGUAUAAAAUCUAACUAAGAUAUAUAAAAAACGUGUGUUAUAGUGCCCUAAAUAAAAAGAAACAUUCGAUAGUUAGCAUAGUGAAUCUAUUUAUCAUUAAAUAAUGUUCGUUUUUACUUAUAACUAAUUAACUUUGUGUCAUACAAGUUACUUACCUACCCGCAUAAAAAUCAUCAUUAUAAUAACGCUCAUACAUCUCAAUAAGUUAAAAAUUUUCGCAAGCUGAAGUAACGAGCUCGUGGCUCAGUUGGUUAAGUGCCGGCUUAAUUCUGCAUAUAAAAGUUAUCGAGACGUGCGUUCGAUCCCCAACCCGAAGAUUUUUUUCAAUUCUUUAAAUUCUAUAUUUGAAUUACUUGGUCAGCAAGAGAUGGCGCUGUGUGCUGGAUGCAGGAGCACCUUGCCCAAAAAAGGUUUCCUUAGCUGUGCGACCUGUAAAGCUAAAUAUGAUUGCGAAUGCGCAAACAUAAGUUCUAAGCAGUUUGAACAAAUGGACCAACCUAAAAAGGAUAAUUGGAAAUGCCCGGAGUGUUGUAGUAAACUACCAAAGACGGGUAACACACACACACCCGUUAGGCAGGCCGCCUCAUUCAACACGGCAAACAGUGACGACACUCCUCAGGCCUACGACACUCCUCAGUCCUACGUCACUACUCGCAAAAAACUUAAGUCUCCCACACCCGCAUCGUCGAGUUGCAAUGAUGGCGGCAAUUACUUGACCGAGAGCUCUCUUCGUGAUAUUCUUAAACAAGAAUUAUCUGCAACGAUACACAAUCUGGUCACGGCGCAGCUAAAUUCAAUUAAUGAACAAAUAGUCGGAUUCAACGAAUCUAUGUCUUUUAUAAACACGCAGUUUGAGGAAAUGAGAGCUGUGAUAGAAGAAAAAUCCGCUGUUAUUAACCAAUUGAAAAAGGAAAAUAUCCAUCUUCAAGCAUCGGUAAAGGACCUCACAACCAGGCUUAAUAUUGUCGAACUGCAUAUGAGAGAAUGCAACGUUGAAAUUAAUGGUAUUCCAGAACAUAAAACGGAAAAUUUAGUCAAUACGGUAGUGCAACUAAGCCAAGUUGUUAAAAAUAAUAUUUCUGUUGAUGACAUCCAACAUGCUACCCGCGUAGCUAAGCUCAACAAAAGCACCGACAAGCCACGGUCCGUCAUCGUCAAGCUCCGUACCACAAAGCACCGUGAUGCUCUCCUAGCAGCUGUAGCACAAUAUAAUAAGAAAAAUCCUGAAGAUAAAUUGAGCUCCCACCAUUUAGGGAUUGGAGGAGCGCGAGCCCCUAUAUAUGUUUCGGAACAUCUUACCCCGGGAAGUAAAUCUUUACACGCCGCCACGCGCAUAAAAGCCAAAGAAAUGAAAUAUCGGUUCACGUGGAUUAGAAAUGGAAAAAUUUAUGUACGCAAGGAUGAAUUCAGUCAAGCAAUAUUAAUGAGAAAUGAAGACAGUCUUAAGCUCAUAGUUUAAAUAAUAUUGUAGUGAAUGUUAUGGCCUUAAAAUUCUUAACAGAGCUAGAGAUUUAUUAUCAGAAUGUACGAGGGUUAAGAACAAAGACCAAUGAUGUGCUUAAGAAUGUCUUGAUUUCUAACUAUAAAAUUAUUGUAUUCACCGAGACCUGGCUGAAUCCUGGUAUCUUUGAUAACGAAUU
Molecule: messenger RNA, 1865 nt
Organism: Maniola jurtina (meadow brown)
Lineage: Eukaryota; Metazoa; Arthropoda; Insecta; Lepidoptera; Nymphalidae
Exons: 1
Coding region: 593-1684 (363 amino acids)
Source: RefSeq, a predicted model, not a curated record